Molecule: messenger RNA, 1318 nt
Organism: Juglans regia (Persian walnut)
Lineage: Eukaryota; Viridiplantae; Streptophyta; Magnoliopsida; Fagales; Juglandaceae
Product: transcription factor MYB4-like
Exons: 3
Coding region: 104-925 (273 amino acids)
Source: RefSeq, a predicted model, not a curated record
AUGUUGCUGUGCUUUGAGAUCACAACAAGAAGAGCAAUACCCAGAAAUUACCACAACAAAGGGUAUAUUGUGCUGAAGAUCAUAACCCCAAAAAACAACAAAAAUGGUUAGAGCUCCAUGUUGUGAGAAGAUGGGGUUGAAAAAAGGUCCUUGGACCUCUGAGGAAGAUCAGAUUCUGAUCAAUUACAUUCAACUUUACGGCCAUGGCAAUUGGCGAGCACUUCCAAAACUAGCUGGUUUACUAAGGUGUGGAAAGAGUUGCCGGCUCCGAUGGACAAAUUACCUGAGGCCAGACAUCAAAAGAGGGAACUUUAGCAGAGAAGAAGAGGAUGCCAUCAUAAACUUACACGAAAUGUUAGGCAACAGAUGGUCGGCAAUCGCAGCGAGAUUACCGGGACGGACAGACAAUGAGAUAAAAAAUGUUUGGCACACCCACUUGAAAAAGAAGCUCAAGCAACACCAAGACAUCCCAGCAUCAGACAAAAGAAAUGACACCAAAAUUAGUACUGCACCCAAAUGCUAUCAGGAGGCUAAAACUGAAGUAGAAUCCAUGAACUUUCCAAGUCCUAAUCAUCCAACGUCCGAGAGUCCAGAACAUCCACCAGUCUCCCCACAAGAGUGUUCGAGUGAGAUGUCCACAGUGACAACCGGUGACAACAGUAGUAUGUACCCGAAAGUCGAAUCGCCGGGAGAUUUCCCCGAAGUGGAUGAGAAUUUCUGGGCAGAGGUGUUGUGGUCGGAUAAUUCGGGCGUGGAGAGUGAUUUUUCGGCUGUUGGCGGCGAUCAAGAAUUUCAAAUUCCAUUUUCUCCGAUAAUGACUAUGGAACCUGUCCAUCCAUAUGGUUCAAACAUGCAUCAUGAUAACAUGGAUUUUUGGUUCGAUAUUUUCACAAGGACUUCGGAAUUACCAGAUCAGUUACCAUAAUUCUGACAGAAAGUGUUUGGUUAAAGCAGUCAACCUUUUUGUUCUGUGUGGGAAAUGGAUGUCCAACUUCUUGUUGAUCCCUAGCUUGCAGCCACGUGGGUCAAGAUUGUCGGAUUCAUUGAGAGAAUUAGAAACAAAAACAUGAUUGUCAGACAGCAACAUAUAUGAGCCGAUCGAUCGAGAUAUUAACAGAGACCCAAAAUUUGUUUCAACGGUUGUAACCACAUGUUGACCAUUGCUUUCUGCUUGUAUCAUACAAAGCACUAUUAAGUAUGUGGAAAUUAUAUAUUAUAGCUCUACAAGAACGUCAUGAAUACUAAAGAAGAAGAAGAAGAAGAAGAUGAUGAUGAUGAUUAGCCUCGAGAACAAUAUUAAUCAUGUAGACUAUGGUUA